Messenger RNA from Salvelinus fontinalis (brook trout), 5921 nucleotides. RefSeq names its product somatostatin receptor type 2-like. Gene Ontology annotation, cellular component: neuron projection; membrane. Gene Ontology annotation, biological process: cellular response to estradiol stimulus; cellular response to glucocorticoid stimulus; neuropeptide signaling pathway. The record is from RefSeq and is a predicted model, not a curated record. Gene Ontology annotation, molecular function: neuropeptide binding; somatostatin receptor activity. The transcript is spliced from 3 exons. NCBI's taxonomy places the organism in Eukaryota, Metazoa, Chordata, Actinopteri, Salmoniformes, Salmonidae. Bases 585 to 1727 code for a protein of 380 amino acids.
AGCUCCAUCUGCAUGCAGAGAGAAACCUGAAGAAAACGCGCACUCAUCCAUCAUCCAAUUCCACUGAUCGCAGAAGUGAAUGCACCGCUCAUCUGGCCGCUGAACCGCCUGCGCUCUUCUUUGUGCAUCAGUCCUCCUACUAGAACAGAUUUCGCAUUAGCUUUGGCCACGGAUUCAGCGCCAGUAAGCUACUUUUGGAUACAUCAGUUACUCAAAACUAUCUACAAAUGAUUUACACAAUUUUGUAUUGCUGAGGUAUUUAAAAGAAAAAUGUAAUAUAUACUAUAUUGCCUAUUUGACAUAUUAGACAUACCUGUUAUGUGGCAAUAGCCGUCACCACUUUGGCGCACAAGAUACCACUGUGCGCAAUGGGAGAACAGGUGUAUUAUUAAGUGGAAGCCACAGGGCAGAAUGCUGCCUUCCGUUGGAUUUUCAGUGAUGGUCAGAAUACUCUUGGCUGAAAUUAAACCAUUCCAAAAUGGAUCUAAUGUGACGUUAAAGUUUACAAAUAAAGGUGGGAUGUGACACUAGUGUCCCCUAUCUCAACCCUGAGACAGACUCAACCCAGCCUCUUCCCUGUCAGUAUGGAUCUCUGGCCUCUCCUCCCAUCAUCCCCCAAUCUCUCCCUCCCCGAGCCCCUGUACUACGACAGCUACUUCCCAGGGAACGAGUCCGACCUGGGGUCCCGGAAUGACACUCCUGACGAGACCCAACAGGUCUUCGACAAGACCAGCUCCGUGGUCAUUACCUUCAUCUACUUCAUGGUCUGCGCCGUGGGCCUGACGGGCAACACCUUGGUGAUCUAUGUCAUCCUGCGCUACGCCAAGAUGAAAACAGUCACUAACAUUUACAUCCUGAACCUGGCCGUGGCUGACGUCCUCUGUAUGCUGAGUCUACCCUUUAUCGCCAUGCAGCUAGCCCUGGUCCACUGGCCCUUUGGCGCCGUGCUCUGCCGCCUGGUGAUGACCGUGGACUGCCUCAACCAGUUCACCAGCAUCUUCUGCCUCACGGUCAUGAGCAUCGACCGCUACCUGGCCGUGGUCCACCCCAUAAAGUCCACCAAGUGGCGGAAGCCACGCGUGGCUAAGAUCAUCAACCUGACCGUGUGGGGAGUGUCCCUGCUGGUCAACCUGCCAAUCAUGAUCUUCAGCGGUCUGAUGCCCAAUAAGAACCAGGCGUGGGUGUGUACCAUUGUGUGGCCAGAGCCUCAGGAGAACUAUCAGACGGCCUUCAUGUUCUACACCUUCUUCCUGGGCUUCUUCCUGCCGCUCACCGUCAUCUGCCUCUGUUACCUGCUCAUCAUCGUCAAGGUGAAGUCGUCAGGCGUGCGCGUGGGCUCAACUAAGCGUAAGCGCUCGGAGAGGAAGGUGACCAGAAUGGUGUCAAUCGUAGUUGCCAUGUUCGUGCUCUGCUGGCUGCCCUUCUACGUGUUCAACGUCACCUCGGUGACGGGCACCAUCAACACCACGCCCGUCCUCAAGAGCACCUUUGAGUUUGUGGUGGUGCUGGGCUACGCCAACAGCUGUGCCAACCCCAUCCUGUACGCCUUCCUGUCGGACAACUUCAAGAAGAGCUUUCAGAACGUUCUGUGCUUGAAGAAGGUGGCGGGCCUGGAUGAGGCGGAGCGCAGCGACAGCCGAAUGGAGCGGACGCGCAUGGUCAAAGACGCCACCGCAGAAACGCACAACGCAGCGCUGCUCAACGGCGAGCUGCAGACCAGUAUAUGACCUGUUUGCCAGAGUGUGUAAAGGGAGUGUGUGAGACAGUGUUUUUGUGCGUGCUUGCUUGCAUGUGUACGUGCGUGUGUGCAGGUAUGAAAUCCGCAUAGUACUCGGUUCAUCUGAGGUGGCCAUGAGGCUGUUUGUAAGUAUCGUCACCCUGAACAGAUGGAUGGUCCUCUGCCCACUACCAGAGUGUAUGUGGACGAGUUAGAUGGACUAGUCAUAUUAACAUCACUCUUCUAUAAACAGCUGGGCAGUGGCCCAGGCACCAAGUGGGUCCAUACUGUCUUUUACAACAUAACUGUCAAGAUCCGUCUUGGAAAACAGAGAAAAAGAUUGAUUUGAAGAAGACGAAAAAGAUCUAUCAUGUUUCAUUGACAUGGAUUGAUUCCUACUGUCUUGAGGGCAGGAUAUAAGAGAAAGAACACCUUUGAUAAAGCAUCUUAUUUAUUGAUAAGGAAGAUGUUACUCACCAAGUCAGAUCCCCUUUGACUGAAGCUGGAGACUAGAAUUUUGCAUCCAGGAAGGUUGGAAAUCCUAUCUGACUGCCUCCGUGAAGCUUCUCUGGCUUCAGACAAGACAAUCUCGUCUUGAUGUAUGUACAGUGCCUUCAGAAAGUAUUCACACCCCUUUACUUAUCCACAUUUUGUUGUGUUCCCGCCUGAAUUUAAAAUGGGUUCAAUUGAGUGUGUGUCACCGGCCUACACAUAACACCCCAUCAUGUCAAAGUUAAACAAGUAUUCAACCCCUUUGUUAUGGCAAGCAUAAAAAUGUGCUUAACAAGUCACAUACAGUAAUACGUUGCGUGGACUCACUCUGUGUGCAAUAAUAGUGUUUAACGUUAUUUUUGAACGACUACCUCAUCUCUGUACCCCACGCAUACAAUUAUCAGUAAGGUCCCUCAGUCGAGCAGUGAAUUCCAAACACAGAUUCAACCACAUUGACCAGUGAGGUUUUCCAAUGCCUCCCAAAGAAGGGCACCUAUUGAAUGGUUAAAAUAAAAGCAAAGCAGACAUUUAAUAUCCCUUUGAGCAUGUUGAAGUUAUUAAUUACACUUUGGACGGUGUAUCAAUAAACCAAGUCACUACAAAGAUACAGGCGCCCUGCCUAACUCAGUUGCCAGAGAGGAAGGAAACCCCUCAGAGAUUUCACCAUAAGGCCAAUGGUAACAUUAAAACAGUUACGGAGUUUAAUGCAUGUGAUAGGAGAAAACUGAGGAUCAACAACAUUGUACUGUAGUUACUCCACAAUACUAAACUAAUUGACAGACUGAAAAGAAGGAAGCUUGUACAGAAUAAAAAUAUUCCAAAACAUGCAUCCUGUUUGCAAAAAGGCACUAAUGUAAAACUGCAAAAAAAUGUGGCAAAGAAUUAACUUAAUGUCUUGAAUACAAAGCGUUAUGUUUGGGGCAAAUCCAAUACUACACAUCACUGAGUACCACUCUUCAUAUUUUCAUGCAUGGUGGUGGCUGCAUCAUGUUAUGGGUAUGCUUGUCAUCAGCAAGGACUAGGGAGUUUUUUAGGAUAAAAAGAAACAAGCUAGAGCUAAGCACGUGGAAAAUCCUAGAGGAACACUUGGUUCAGUCUGCUUUCCAACCGACACUGGGAGACAAAUUCACCUUUCAGAAGGACAAUAACCUAAAAUACAAGACCAAAUACACACUGGAGUUGCUUACCAAGAUGACAUUGUAUGUUCCUGAUUACGGUUUUGACUUAAAUUGGCUUGAAAAUCUAUGGCAAGACUUGAAAAUGGCUGUCUAGCAAUGAUCAAGAACCAACUUGACAGAGCUUGAAUAAUUUUUAAAAGAAUAUUUUACAAUCCAGGUGUGCAAAGCUCUUAGAGACUUACUCAAAAAGACUCAGAGCUGUAAUCCCUGCCAAAGGUGAUUCUAACACGUAUUGACUCAGGGGUGUGAAUACUUAUGUAAAUUGGAUAUUUCUGUAUUUAACUUUCAAUCCAUUUGCAAACAUUUCAACAACAAAAAAUAUAACUUUGUUAUUACUCCGUUUUGUGUGUAGAUGGGUGAGAAAAACAUAUAUUUAAUACAUCUUGAAUUGUAGCACAGGUUGUAACACAACAAAAUGUGGAAUAAGUCAAAGGGUAUGAAUACUUUCUGAAGGCACUGUAGACAUGGUUUUCUGUGAUGUGUGUUUGUUCUCCUUGUAAAACCCAGUUUAGUUUUGAUCACACACUAUGUUUACUGCCCCUUGUUGAAUGGUAGUAACCAUUCAUCUGUGGGAAGUCAUUACUCUCUGAUUUAUAUUUGGCUCAGACCUUAGAUGCUAGCACAGCCAAUAACGGGCAGAAUAAGAGAGGAUGCAUGCGAAUGAGAGAGAGGAGUGGUAGCAGCAAUGGAAAUAAUUGCUUAUUAUCAGUUUAUUGCUCUUUUUGUCCCUUUGCUUCUUCCUUUAUUUAUAGAAUUUCAGAAUAAGAGAACAGAAAAACAGUACAACAUCCCCAACCCCUAUCCACCCAUACACCCACCCACCCAUCCCUACCUCCUAUCCAUCCCACCCACCAAGGUAUCAUACAAGGUUAUCACAGAAAAGUCAAUUAAACAGGACCAAAACGUUAACAGUAAUAGAAACAAAAACAAUGGAAAAAGUUACAUAAAAUUCAUAAUUUAUAGUUGAAUCUUAUCAGCACAAUAUAUGGCCACUAGAACAGACAUGACUGCUUACUAAAAUAUACAAGUUACACUGUGUGAAAGACAGGCUCUCCACGUAUUGUAUGAAUGGGGACCAGGUUAAGUCUAACUUUUGUUGGGACCCAUGCACAGUGUACCUAACCUUUUCCAGAGGCAGAGAUGACAUUAACUCCUUAACCCACUGCGUAAGGAAGGCGGCUUUGCAGACUUCCAGUGAAAGAGGACAAUCUGGAGAUUGUGCCCUUCAGAUAGGGGUUAAGAUCUAAGCACUUCUCGACUGGACACUUAGCGUGGUCGACUGGAAAUGAAGGGACAUGUUUUUUAGCAAACUGUGAGUUUGCAGGUACCUAAAAAAGUGGGUGUUGGGAACAUUAUUGGUUAACCCUCAGAGUUUUGAAUGAGCCGAUGUGUCAAUCUGCGAUGCCGGGAAGACAUGAUUAGAUGUUAAAGGGGAGAAAGAAGCACUUUGGUUGUUUAAGGCAAUUUUCGGGAAUUGGGACCAGAUUUUUUAAGUUCUUGACAAUGGGAUUCAAAACAUGGGUGCCAAGGUUCAUGGGCAGUGGGGAGCACGGGAACGAGACAGGAGAAGUUGGAAGUCUUGACUGUAUCUCCAUGAAAGCCCAAAUUGGACCAUCCUUGUUUUCAAAUGUCGAAACCAAAUAAACACAUUUGGAUAUAUUUGCUGACCAGUGGUAGUGUAAAAAAUUGGAAAGGCCCAGCCCGCCUGCAGGUUUAGGUCUCUCUAGAUAUAUCUCUCUCAUUUGUGGAUUUUACUUAUCCCCAAACAGUGUCAGAUUGCAUCACAACCUAUCAAUGUCAAUAUGAUAGUGUUGGAAUAAGGCAGACGGGACUGAUCCCUUCUGUUAGUGAUCCUUUCACCUCACACACACACACACACACACACACACACACACACACACACACACACACACACACACACACACACACACACACACACACACACACACACACACACACACACACACACACACACACACACACACACACGCACUGUCUCCGACAUGGGCGGUUCAUAUAGCUACUGUAUACAGUUCAUAAUCUGGUAUAACAUUUUCCCUUCUGCUGUCAGCACAAGGUGGCUUAAAGGCGAUAUAUGCUCCUAGCAUAACCAAACUGUCAUGGGGCCAAUCUUGUUGAUACUCAGCAGAAUGAGUUGUGUGUCAGCGUCAAUUCAAUGCUUUCAGAGUGACGCUGAUGUUUUCUGAAUGGACAGCGUUGCAUCAUGGAGUGAUGAUACCUAGCCAAAGGAGCAGGGGAGCUAUAGCUGCCGUGUUUUGGUUGGUAGAGAGAUGGGUGGGCUUCAAUACCACAGUCCAAGGGCAACGUUGUUAUCUCUCCAAUGUGUACGGAUGGGGAAUCCAUGGUUAUGUGUUUGUGUGUGCCCGUGUACUUGCCUGCCUUCCUGUGUGUGUGUUUAAGUGUGUGUGUGUGUGUUUAAGUGUGUAUCUCAUGUAAUUUUCUCUGGAAGGCCUUAACGUGUUAGCAUGUGUGUGAGCCACAAAUUUCACAGCCCCAUUAAAGUGGUGAAAUCA